This is a messenger RNA of Rotaria sp. Silwood1, 1374 nucleotides long. Lineage: Eukaryota; Metazoa; Rotifera; Eurotatoria; Philodinida; Philodinidae. The record is from the annotation of a GenBank genome assembly.
AUGGGCGUGAAUGUUGAUGUCGUCAUCGUUGGAGCUGGAGCAGCUGGAAUCGGAGCGGCAAUUGAACUGAAUAAAACGUCUCUAUCAUUUGUUGUGCUUGAGGCACGAAAUCGGAUAGGUGGCCGAGCAUACACCGAUAGAGAAACAUUUUCAUCAAUUCCAAUUGAUCUUGGCGCUAGUUGGAUUCAUGAGUAUGAACCAAACAAUCCGAUGUAUUCAUAUUAUCAAAAAUAUAAGGCUCAUAAACAAAAUGACUGUGACGACAAUGAUGAUGAAGAAAUCAUCAAUCUUGAUUAUGACGGCCAAUGUCUCUCAUCUGAAACAGAGCAACAAGCGAAAGUCGUGUGUGCGCAAUUAUUUGAGCAUUUGGAAAAAUUUGCGUGUAAUAAUGAUGAGGAAGAGGAUCAAAGUGUCGAAGAUGUGAUCAAGUCUCACUAUGACCAACUUGUUAAAUCUGAAGGACAAAGAAAACGUAUUAUAGAUAGUUUUCUUGCAACCGUAGAAGUGUAUGAAGCAUCGAAUUUUGCUACACUUUCCGCUAAACAAUGGGAAACAAUCGAUGAGAGUACAAUAUGUGAGAAAUUUGUUUCAUUCGGUUAUGGAACACUACUUGAAUACAUUGUUGAUCAGCAUAAAUUGCCGAUUCGACUGAAUACACUUGUGACACGUAUUGAUACGUGUGAUUCCGAUACAAUCGCCAUAAGAACAUCAAGUAUCUGUUCUCCGAUUAUUUGUCGUCGUGUUGUUGUAACUAUACCAUUGGGUUGUUUAAAACAAGAAACGAUCGUAUUCGAACCUCCUCUACCCGAAUGGAAACGUCAAGCUAUUUUUCAAAUGGGUCUUGGCCUGAUGAACAGAUUUGUUCUACAAUUUUCUGAACAAUUCUGGGAUGCAAAGAAGACAAUUCUGUUGCGUACAUGCACCGAACAACGAGGUCGGUUCUUGUACACAGUCUGUCUACCUUCACCAGCCAAUAUUAUCAUAUUUCUUAUCACUGGUAUCUAUGCUCAUGAGCUAGAGCAACUGACAGAUGCUGAAAUACUUGAACAGGUGAUGAUCUUUCUUCGACAAAUCUUUCCUCAAUCACAAGUACCUGACCCUAUCAAGAGUAAAUUUACAAGAUGGUCUCAAGACCCUUUUGCUUUCGGUGCUUACUCCAACUAUGCUGUCAAUUCGAAUGAACAAACUGUUAAACUACUGGCUCGAGAGACAGCCGAUGGACGAGUGCAUUGGGCCGGUGAACAUACUUAUUUUAAUAGUAGUACGGAUGAAUGGAUGCAUGGAUGUGUUCAUAGUGCUUUUCAAAGUGGCCGCCGAGCUGCCUUAGCCAUAAAAGAUCAACUUGAUUCUUCUUCCUUUUCUUUAUCUAAGUAA